AUCCGUAUAUGUCGUUGAAGUCGCACACGCUUCGAGUGAAAGAUAGUGACAGCAUUUAUAAGCAUACAUACGUUUGAUAUGGAUAAUUGUAAAUAAAUUAAUAAGUUAUUAUAUGGUGUGCAUAAUAAUGGCACCUAAUCCACGUCAACGACAAUUGUUUUAUUCCAAAAAAGAUUUAAGAAAAAUCAAUGGCAGGAGAUUUUCAAAAUCAGAAGAAUCAGACAUCGGACUUGUGUAUCCAGGUGUAGAUACAGCAUUUAAAUUAAUUUUAUCAGCCAGAUUUUGUUCGGCUAUAUGGUGUCAUGUAACAGACUGCGAUGAAACUUUUAAUUAUUGGGAGCCAAGUCAUUAUUUGCUGUAUGGAACUGGUCAACAAACAUGGGAAUAUAGUCCUGAAUACGCAUUGAGAUCAUAUACUUACUUGUUAAUACAUAUGGUACCAGCAAAACUCUAUCAUUAUUUAUUAGAACCAAAUCCAGUUCUAAUAUUUUACUUCAUACGAUGUCUCUUAUCUGUAGGCUGUGCUUUAUCCGAAGUAUAUUUUUACAAAAAUGUAUGCCGUGAAUUUGGAGUUCAUAUUGCAAGGCUUACGCUUGUCUUUCUUAUCCUUAGUUCAGGCAUGUACGUAUCCAGCUCUGCUUUCUUGCCAUCAUCAUUUUCAAUGUACUUAAGUACAGUUGCUAUAGCAGCUUGGUAUGGUCGACAAUAUGAAUUUGCCAUUUUUGCCACUGCUAUAUCUUCUUUAUUAGGAUGGCCAUUCGCAUCAUUACUUGGAUUACCAAUUGCCAUAGAAAUGUUAUUCCAUAGACAAGAAUGGAGCAAAUUUAUAAAGUGGGUCAUUAUUUCUGCAUUUGUAAUAUUAGCACCAAUGAUUUGGAUUGAUUCAAUCUACUAUGGCAGAUUUGUUCUUGCACCAUUAAAUAUCAUAAUGUAUAAUGUUUUCACUAAUCAUGGACCUGAUAUUUAUGGCACAGAACCAUUUAGUUAUUACAUCGCCAAUGGAUUUUUAAAUUUUAACUUUAUCUUUAUUGGUGCAUUAAUUGCUCCAUUUGGAUUAUUUUUAGUUUGGCUUGUGAUACCAGCUAAACCAAGAGAGCGUUUAUGCUUACCUUAUUGGUAUUCGUUGGCACCAUUGUAUCUUUGGUUCUUAGUGUUCUUUCUACAAUCUCACAAGGAAGAAAGAUUUUUAUUCCCUGUAUAUCCAAUGAUUUGUUUGAGUGGGGCAAUAUCAGUGGAUGUUUUGCAAAAGUUAUAUUUUUUUAUCAGAACAAAAUUUUGUCCAUUACACAUUGGAUGUCACUAUUCUCAAUACACUACUCAUAUCAUGACUAUAGCCAUCAUUGUCUGUGGUCUUUUUGGUUUAUCUAGAACUCUUGCUUUAUAUAAGGGAUAUUAUGCUCCGAUGGAAAUUAUGAUUGAAACGAAUAAACUUGGGUCAGAAGGAGAAAUAUCAAGUGAUGGCAAUAUCAAUUUUUGUGUUGGUAAAGAAUGGCAUCGCUUUCCAAGCAGUUUCUUUUUCCCAUCAAAUAAUUGGAAACUUCAGUAUUUGAAAUCGGAAUUUAAAGGAGAAUUACCUCAGCCUUAUUUAGAUCAUGAAAAUGCAACAAGUAUCAUUCAGCCACAUUUCAAUGAUUUAAAUAAAGAAGAACCAUCUCGCUAUAUACCAGUAGAAAAGUGCCAUUUCCUAUUAGAUCUUGAUAUUGGUACAGAAACAGAUUCAGAACCAAAUUACUCUAAAAUGUCUAAUCAAUUUAUUGUAUUGAAAUCUUCAAAAUUUCUCGAUACAUCCAAAUCACAUUCUUUCUUUAGAGCAUUUUAUAUACCAUUUGUAUCGUAUAAAUAUUGUACAUAUGGUUCAUAUAAUUUAUUACAGAAUAGUAAGCUUAUUUUAACUGCUCCAUUAUCAGGAUACAAAAAUAUCAGAGCUUCUUGAACAAAUUUUAUUCGAUACACAUUGAAAUAACGAAACAUAUUUUAACAGGGUUUUCAUCAGGAACAUUGUAUAUUUAUUGUUAUUUAUGUUUCUUUGUUAUAAUUAUAAUAGAAUUGAUUGUACGAGACACUAUAAGGAGCUACAAAAAUCAUGAAAAGAAAUGAAAAAUGAAAUUUAAAUAUUUUUGCUUUAAAACAAAUUAUAUUGAACAUAUUUAAUUUGCAUUACAUAAAUCUUUCCCCUUAGGUAAGUUUGUAAAUAAUGAUUUAAAAUAAAUAAGUUUUAAGUAAAUCGAUGUAAAUUGUUAUAAAUGUACAUAAAUAUUUUGAAAAAGAAUUUAUGCACAUGUAUAUAGGUGUACAACUUUGCUUUUUAACGUUAAAAACAGUGUUAAAAUCAGAAACUCAAAAAUAAUAGAUAUUACUAUGUUUAUAUAUAUUAUAAAUGUUCAAUAUAUGCAGAUUAUAUAAUCACAUAAUUUAAUUUAUUUAUUCAUGUUAAUUAACGCAUUUUGUUGAACUAUUAUGUAUAUGUGGUAACAUACGUGUAUAUAAAAAUGACUGUCUAUGUGUAUCAUCAGAUAAGAUUAUAAAAUACAGAUAAGAUUGUAAGGUACAGAUAAGAAAUAUAAGAUAUUCUACAUAUUAAAUU
This is a messenger RNA of Polistes canadensis, 2584 nucleotides long. RefSeq names its product alpha-1,2-mannosyltransferase ALG9 (gene Alg9). Gene Ontology annotation, biological process: protein N-linked glycosylation. Gene Ontology annotation, cellular component: endoplasmic reticulum membrane. Lineage: Eukaryota; Metazoa; Arthropoda; Insecta; Hymenoptera; Vespidae. The transcript is spliced from 12 exons. The record is from RefSeq and is a predicted model, not a curated record. Gene Ontology annotation, molecular function: alpha-1,2-mannosyltransferase activity. The coding region runs from base 113 to 1933 and encodes 606 amino acids.